Molecule: messenger RNA, 936 nt
Organism: Metarhizium robertsii ARSEF 23
Lineage: Eukaryota; Fungi; Ascomycota; Sordariomycetes; Hypocreales; Clavicipitaceae
Exons: 1
Coding region: 1-936 (311 amino acids)
Molecular function (GO): oxidoreductase activity
Source: RefSeq, a predicted model, not a curated record
AUGGCUCCCUCCGCCAUCACUCCCGAGACCUCUCCUGAGCGCCAGAUCUCAGUCAAGAAGGCUGCCGUUCAGAGUCGGUCUCACAGCAGCUCUGUCUCAUCCGUAGCAUCUAUCAAGUUGAACGAUGGCAACUCCAUCCCUCAGGUGGCCCUCGGUGUCUACAAGGCGCCUAACGGCCAGGAGACCGAGGAUGCCGUCACUGCUGCCCUUGACGCCGGCUACCGUCACAUCGAUUCCGCUGCCCGAUAUGCCAACGAGGAGGCUUGUGGUCGUGCUAUUCGCCGCUGGCUUGAGAAGACUGGCACCCCUCGUGAGGACAUCUUCAUCUGCUCCAAACUCUGGGACUCGGACCAUGGCUACGAGGCCACGUUUAAUGCCCUUUGCACCUCUCUGGACAAGUUUGGCCUUGAUUAUCUUGACCUUUACCUGAUCCAUUCUCCUGCCGAGGAUGAGAAGAAGCGUCUCGAGAGCUGGCGUGCGCUUGAGACUGCCCAGAAACUGGGCAAGGUCAAGUCGAUUGGCGUUUCCAACUUUGGAGCCGCCCACAUUGAGAACCUCCUCAACAACGCAACCGUUGUGCCUGCUGUCAAUCAGGUUGAGGUGCAUCCCUUCUGCCAGCGUGAGGCUCUCGUCGAGCUUUGCAACAAGCACGGCAUCAAAAUUGAGGCCUACUCUCCUCUAGCCCGUGGCAAUAAAUUGGAAGAUCCCACCAUUGCUGCCAUUGCCAAGAAGUACAACAGGACUCCAGCCCAGAUCUUGCUGAACUGGAACGCCGCCAGAGGCAAUGUUGUCCUCCCCAAGAGCUUGACGGCGUCUCGCAUCCAGAGCAACCUGGAUAGCUUUGACUUCCAGCUGCUGCCCGAGGACGUUGAGAUCAUUAACGGUCUCGGCUCUGAGAACUACGUCACCGGCUCCAUGCACAAGUCCAAGGACUGA